Molecule: messenger RNA, 2751 nt
Organism: Talaromyces amestolkiae
Lineage: Eukaryota; Fungi; Ascomycota; Eurotiomycetes; Eurotiales; Trichocomaceae
Exons: 8
Coding region: 1-2751 (916 amino acids)
Biological process (GO): regulation of transcription by RNA polymerase II
Cellular component (GO): mediator complex
Molecular function (GO): transcription coregulator activity
Source: RefSeq, a predicted model, not a curated record
AUGCUGAUGACUGACACCCGUAUCGUGCAAGACUUGAUAGCGCCGUUGUCAUCUUCCAGCCUAUCUCUAAACACAAAAGAUAUCCAGAAUAUAUUCGCGAUAACUGCCGAAUGGAUUCUGGAUGUGGCCCGCUGGCAUGCGAGCAACAUUGUUGAUGAACAUCAAAUGGGCGGCUUGAUGAGCUCGCCGGAUGCACUAGCGUUAUUUGAGUCCUUGGGCAUUUUGUUAGUUGCUCUAUCAGCAACGACUAAGGCCCACGAUGCUCUUACUUCUGAGAGCACAUCAGACUUCAAAAUCACGCUUGGGCAAGCUCUCACUGCAUACCUGUCAACAUCAGCCACUAUAUCACUGAAUCUACGAAACCGACUCGACAGCUUACAAAAGGGCUACCAAUUAUAUGGGGAGCCGCCAUCUAAAGAUCUCGACGUACAGAUGAUGGACGGCAUGAACAUGAAUGCCCUUCAAUUUGAAGCGUCCGUUCUAGAUGGUCCAGUAAUCAAUUCCAGAGCUGGACUUUAUGUCUACAUCAAUGCUUUACUCAUUGGCCGACCUCUGUUUGAUGAUGAAAUGUUACUGAGUUACCUGUCCAACCGCUACGGAGGUCAACAAGAAGUGCUCAUCCAAGAGCUCAUUACCGCUACAUUCGACGUACUAUCUAAUGCAAUGUACCGAAACGAGUCAACCCGGAACAUGUUUAUAUUUCGGUCAUUCCUCGUCAAUAAAUUGCCACUCUUCAUCGCUGGCAUGGUGGCCACAUCGAUGGAACAAAUACCCAUGGAAAUGUGUAUAAGUCAUGCACUCAAUCGAGUUGACCCGAAUGCGUUCCCAUCUUUCUCCCAAAUGUUCGAGAUGUCAGGAAAUACCGUCCUUUCAGAUGUGCGGCAAGAGUUUUUAUUUGCAUGCGCUCUUCAUCGCUUGAUUCCCGAGGCUAGCAUUGAGCGCUUGCUGGGCGAAAAUCCAAUGCAGACACUACCUGUCGGUGGUAGAUACGUCAAGGAUAAUAUUGUUGCGCAGAUCCUAUCUAACCAAGGCGCUGCUGAUCGAUUGAUUUCGGAGAUUGAGAUGAUGGAAGGCAAUGCAGGCGCUGUUGUCGCUGCAGUAACAGAUGUCAUACAUUCCCUUUGCGAACAGAAAGAAACGGUCACACUCAAGAGCAUUUGCGAUUCUCUUUCUCGACGCCCUCAGGUCCUGGAUGCAAUGUUAUUGUUUCGUAGUCCUAAAAGCAUAUUACAGCCCCUGUGCACGCUUCUAGACUCCUGGAAGUGGGAUGAAGACCAAGGCGAGAGUCAACCGGUGUAUGACGAAUUCGGUAGUAUAUUGCUUCUUGUUAUGGCAUUCAAAUAUCGCUACGACCUCAGCCAGUAUGACCUCGGUGUCACCGCAAGCAGCUCGUUCGUAUUGAAACUGUUCGAACGAGGCUCGACCAGUAUGAAACUAACUGGGCUCGAUGCAAAACAGAACAAGAGUGUUGGUGAUUGGAUAUCUGCACUCUUCAUGUCAGAAGGAAUCAGCGAAGAGACAUGCCAGACAUUGGGUGCGUGUGAAAUGGGAAUGCUAGAAUUGGACACUAUGAAAGGCGGCUUUGAAUAUUUACUUCAACCAUUCUUGUUGCCGUCGUUGGUCUUUGCACUCAAAUGGCUGGGAAACUACAUCUGGGAGUCAUCGGAAGCAGAUCUCUUACUUCUUCUGAAGGUGCUCCAUGCUCUUGUCAAACCUAGUUCAAUAUCUGGGGAAGCAGAGGCAUGCCAUCGGACAGUACUCAACAUCGCCGCACGGGGCCUGGAGGAGCAAUUGAAGGACGUACGAACGCGACUACCGGGUGGGCGUUCAGAUAAUCAGUCUGAUAUCCAGCCAAGUCCGCAUCAAGACAUUCAACAAGAAAUCCAGGCUAUUCUGGAUAUCCUUGACCCGUACUUGUCCUUCCAGUGUAACGGGAACAGCCGUCGGUCCGAGCUCGAUUCCUGGACCACACAUGCCGAUGGUAUCUGUGGUGCUAUAAGAGUUACAUUCCAGGGAUUGGUUCUCUGGAGUGCGAGUGCAGAAAUGAGCAUGUCUCCUCAUGCCUAUACGCAUCGACUGAUCUUGGCCGGUAUACGCUUGUCCACGGCAUCAAAUGUCCUAUCAGUCUUGCUCGAUGAACUCAAGGCUCAAGCCGAAGAAGCCAGCGGCAGUCUUGACCUCGCAAUCGAUAUCGCAGCCACAUUGAUAUGCGCGCCCAUCCCAGAAUCCUUUGCCCAGGAACAGACCAUCUACCAUCCCUUAGACACCACCAAAGAAGCAUUCCCGCGGUGUCUACUUUUGACUCUCCGCCAGGCUCUGAUGAUACAACAUCAGAACGUACCAAAACUAUCGGAAAAGGACCCUACACGCGCCGAGGUAAUAGUCAGAUUGACCAGGCGCGUAAAUGCUCUGUUGACACCACCGGCACACGUUGGCGCUCUCGACGUGAGCAACAUCAUAGACGAUAUGAACCUGGAAGCCGCGGCAGCAGCGGCAGCAGCUGGACACGAUGUCAUGGAUCUCAGCAAUGGCAACGGUACUCCCAACGAUCAAGGAGCCGCACCUGGGGAGUCUAUAGAUCAGAUUCUCAACAAUGCAGUUGCAGCAACUGCCAAUGACCAUCAUGGUGCUGGCAACGAGGCGCAUGACCUUGAUACUACGGGCAUGGAUACGAGUCUAGACGAUAUUCUGAAUGCGGCGCAUAUGGGCAAUCCAGAGUUUUUGGAUUUGGAUAUGGAUGGGAUGUUUUGA